AUGGGCCCACGCCGUCCACCGCUCACCUCUCUGGAGCCGAGUCCGCCCGCACCACCCACUUCAUCCUCUCCCUUCGAGCCAGAACGUCCCAGAGAUACACCUUCGAAGUCAUCCCCAACUAUUACUGAGUCCACUGCAUCUCCGAUUGCGCGUCGCGUCGUAGCCAGAACAUGCAACGCGCUUGCACAGACAUGCUUUCCCCUGCAGCCCAAAUUAGCUCGCUCAACACUCCGGAUUUCCAACCCAGGUGACCCACCGACACUCGCUGCACACUGUCGCAGCGCAGCCUCAAUCACCACAACCUGCUCGACCUCAAUUCACACACGCUCGCAAUUCAACUUGCAGGGACCGAGCGACGACCAAAACGUGGUGACGAAGACUACGUCGAACGGCCUGAGAAUGCAUUCAUCCUUUUCCAACACAAAUCCCACUCGCAGAAGAAUGAGACAGAGGCAGCUAGUGGUGCAGGGGUUGGGACUGUAG
Molecule: messenger RNA, 483 nt
Organism: Fomitiporia mediterranea MF3/22
Lineage: Eukaryota; Fungi; Basidiomycota; Agaricomycetes; Hymenochaetales; Hymenochaetaceae
Exons: 3
Coding region: 1-483 (160 amino acids)
Source: RefSeq, a predicted model, not a curated record